GGACAGUCACAUCUCCAGAGCCAUGCCGAUUUUGGUCUCUUUCUUUCCGGUUGUCAAAAGUGCAGUGCAUCCUUUACCGCAGAACAAUGGCCGACGUUGAUGUUGAUGUUCCCUCCGCUGCCCCCGUGCUCGAUGGCGCCAUGGACAUUAACACUGCCCUCCAGGAGGUCCUGAAGAAGUCCCUGAUCGCCGAUGGACUCGUCCAUGGCAUCCACCAGGCCUGCAAGGCCCUGGACAAGCGUCAGGCUGUCCUGUGCAUCCUGGCCGAGUCCUUCGACGAGCCCAACUACAAGAAGCUGGUCACCGCCCUGUGCAACGAGCACCAGAUCCCCCUGAUCCGCGUGGACUCGCACAAGAAGCUGGGCGAAUGGUCCGGUCUGUGCAAGAUCGACAAGGAGGGCAAGCCCCGCAAGGUGUGCGGCUGCUCCGUGGUGGUGAUCAAGGAUUUCGGUGAGGAGACACCCGCUUUGGACGUGGUUAAGGACCAUCUCAGGCAGAACAGCUAAACAGCUGUACCCUGCUUGCUGAAUGAGAGACUACGUGAAAGUUUUUUUUUAAGCUUUUCGCUAAUUGAAAAUAAAACGUAAUGCACCUGAAUCCAGAUGAAAAAAAUAAAAGAAAGUUGACCUUUUUA
This is a messenger RNA of Drosophila yakuba, 634 nucleotides long. It is a transcript of the gene RpS12, whose product is annotated as 40S ribosomal protein S12. NCBI's taxonomy places the organism in Eukaryota, Metazoa, Arthropoda, Insecta, Diptera, Drosophilidae. Gene Ontology annotation, molecular function: structural constituent of ribosome. Gene Ontology annotation, biological process: translation. Gene Ontology annotation, cellular component: cytosolic small ribosomal subunit; ribosome. The coding region runs from base 87 to 506 and encodes 139 amino acids. The transcript is spliced from 4 exons. The record is from RefSeq and is a predicted model, not a curated record.